This is a messenger RNA of Amyelois transitella, 1472 nucleotides long. RefSeq names its product retinaldehyde-binding protein 1. The coding region runs from base 249 to 1280 and encodes 343 amino acids. Gene Ontology annotation, molecular function: phosphatidylinositol bisphosphate binding. Lineage: Eukaryota; Metazoa; Arthropoda; Insecta; Lepidoptera; Pyralidae. Gene Ontology annotation, cellular component: membrane. The transcript is spliced from 7 exons. The record is from RefSeq and is a predicted model, not a curated record.
CGCAUCGUGGGACGUGCCCAGUUCCCUGAUUUUCCAGCGUUCCAAAUUAAAAAAAAUAUAUUUAGUGGCAAAUGAUUCUUCUUAGUGCUCAGGCGCAUCUUGGGACGUGCGUGCCCUCUUCAACCUAAAUAGUUCAGUGUUCCAAAUUUAAAUUAUUUUAUUACUAUUGUGUAAGUGGCCAGUAACUCUUCGUGAGGAAAAUUAUGAUGUUUAAGCAUAAACCAGUAAUUUGAAAUGUAUAAUUCAAAAUGGCGACAUCUGUACUCCAGCCCGGCGAAGAGGUGCUCCAACAUGAACCCAAAUCGGACUUGGACUCCAGAGUGUCUGAAGAUGAGAGGCGCCAAAUCCUAGAAGCCAAGGAACGCGAAACUGGAGAGUUGCCACAGGAAUUGCGGGAGAGAGCCAGAAGAGAGCUGAGAGAGGAGCCCGGGCUGAGAGACCAGGCGCUGGCGCAGUUAAGACAUUUCAUUGAGAAGCACCCGGCUAUUCGGAAGUGUAGAACUGACGCGCCGUUUCUCUUGCGAUUUCUGCGUACGAAGAAGUUCUCCAUACCCCAAGCUUGUUCCAUGCUCGAGAGGUACCUCACGAUACGGCAGAUGUACCCUCAGUGGUUCCAGAAAUUGGAUCCGCUUGACCCUAAGAUAGCAGCUGUUAUAGACGCCGGGUACUUAGUCCCGCUGCCGAAGAGAGAUGCCGAGGGAAGACGGGUGGUGUUGUCUUGUAUGGGCCGCUUCGACCCCCACCUGUACGACAACUGCGUGAUGGCGCGCGUUCACUCCAUGAUCGUGGAACUUUUGCUUGACGAGCCCCGCUCUCAGUUACUGGGCUACAGCCACGUGAACGACGAAGCUGGUAUGCAGAUGCCGCACGUCAGUCUGUGGUCCCUCACUGAUGUGAGAAUCAUGUUGAAUUGCAUACAGAAUUCAACGCCAAUGCGUCAUAAGCGGACUCACUUCGUGAAUAUACCCAAUUAUGGAAUAAAAUUUUUUGAGUUUGCUGUAUCUCUGUUGAGUGAUAAACUAAAGGACCGUGUAAUGUUCCAUCGCACAGCCGAGGACCUCACAAAGCAUGUUGAUCCAGCUAUACUUCCAAAGGAGUAUGGCGGAACAGUGCCAUUAAAAGACAUGAUCGAGGAAUUGAAACGAAAGCUUUUAAAACACAGAGAAGCUCUUUUAGCUUUAGAUGAUAUGUGUAUCGAUCUUUAUGCGCUAGGAAAGAAUGACCUCACUCAAGAUAUACAUUCAACAGCCGGAUCUUUCCGAAAACUUGAAUUAGAUUAAAAUUUAGAUUCGUUGUAAAAUCUUAUAAAUAUGUUUUAAAAAUUUAUGCAUUAAAAGAUGUGAUUGAAUUAAAUAUUAUAUAAUAAAGAUUUUUACGAUGAGAUUUCAUAAUUUGUAAAAUUUUCAGGCAGGCCUUAUUCUCACCUAAUUUGAGAAAAAAAAACAAAUACUUUAUUUUAAGAUAUUAGCGUU